Molecule: messenger RNA, 7613 nt
Organism: Bemisia tabaci
Lineage: Eukaryota; Metazoa; Arthropoda; Insecta; Hemiptera; Aleyrodidae
Source: RefSeq, a predicted model, not a curated record
AUGGACGGCGGCAAGAAGAAGCUGGAGCGGCCGCCUCACCCGAGGGCCACCGCCAACCCCCUCUCCGCCCUCACUUUUACCUGGAUAUUAGAUUUAUUCUUAAAAGGCCGAAGAAGGGACCUAGAAACAGAAGACUUGUACAUAACUUUAAAAGAACACUCAUCUGGUUACCUAGGAGAUAGAUUAGAAAGAUUAUGGCUGCAAGAAGUAACGAAUUCAAAAAAAUUAAAACGAAAACCUAGUUUAUUACGUGCUCUAGUCAAAUGUUUUGGUGCAAAAUUAAUGCUGUAUGGACUCCUCUUAUGUACAAUGGAAAUUUGCUUAAGAGUGCCUCAGCCUAUUCUGCUGGGUGGGUUGAUAAGUUACUUUACUCAGAGGUCUCAAAUGUCCUUCACAAGUGCGCUUUGCCUCUGCGCUGCCUUGAUCUUUCUCAUAUUUGUUUGCGCCCUUUGCGGCGAGCACCCAUAUUUCAUGGCGGCUGUUCACAUGGGGAUGAAAUUGCGAGUUGCUUGUUGCUCCCUAGUCCAUCGUAAGGCAUUGCGGCUCAGCAAGACAGCUUUGGGUGAAACCACUGCUGGACAAAUUGUGAAUUUGUUGUCAAAUGAUGUCAAUAGAUUUGAUGUAGCAAUUGUUUUUGUUCAUUAUCUCUGGAUCGGCCCAUUGGAAACAAUCGUUGUAACAUAUUUUCUGUGGACCGAAGUCGGAGUUUCAUCCAUCAUUGGGGUGUUUGUUCUGUUGAUGUUCAUUCCCUUGCAAGGAUGGCUCGGGAAAAAGACUUCAUCUUUACGUUUAAGAACUGCCAUCAAGACAGAUGAAAGAGUUCGACUGAUGAAUGAAAUAAUCUCAGGGAUCCAAGUUAUUAAAAUGUACACAUGGGAAAAACCGUUUGCCAAACUAGUGGCCUUUGCGCGCAAGCGAGAAAUUAAAAUGAUCAAAGGAUCCGCCUACAUUAGAGCUGUCCUACUUUCUUUUAUUGUUUUUCACACACGAAUUGCCUUAUUUUACGCUAUUUUCUCAUACGUCAUGUUUGGGAACACCAUAACUGCCCAAAAAGUGUUUGUUCUAACAUCAUAUUUCAAUAUUCUCAGACAAACAAUGACAGUAUUCUUCCCCCAAGGUAUCGGUCAAGUGGCGGAAGCGUUGGUCUCAAUCAGAAGACUUCAGAACUUCCUAUUGUAUGAAGAGAUGGACAUCAAACACCUUCCAUCAAGCAAAGCGAACGGAAGUGCGGUAGAUGAGACAGACAACAAUGCUCUGAAGAAUUCAGAUAAAAAUGAAAUAAUCACGGACAAAACCAGAUCCAACCAAAUUAAUGAUCUGAAAAACGGUGCAGCAACUGUGUUAGCAGAUGUAAACGAGAACAGUAUUGUCAUCAAGGGUGCGAAAGCAAAGUGGUUUGAGCACAGCACAGACUACUCAUUGAACAACAUCAAUUUGAAGAUCAAAAAAGGGAAAUUACUGGCAAUCGUAGGACCAGUAGGUUCUGGCAAAACCUCUUUACUUCAUGCAAUAUUGCGAGAACUUCCUCUGUUGGAAGGUUCUAUAGUGACAAAUGGGAUAAUUUCUUAUGCUUCCCAAGAACCAUGGUUAUUUGCUGGAUCUGUGCGUCAGAAUAUCUUAUUCGGCCUGCCUAUGGAAAGAGAUUGGUAUAAGAAAGUGGUCAAAACUUGCGCCCUCCAGACUGACUUUGACCAGUUUCCGUAUGGAGACAAAACGGUGGUUGGAGAAAGAGGUGUGUCUUUGAGUGGCGGUCAGCGAGCACGUAUCAAUCUUGCAAGAGCUAUUUACAAGCGAGCAGAUGUCUACUUGCUAGAUGAUCCCCUUUCUGCAGUAGACGCUCAUGUUGGGAAACAUUUGUUCGAGGAUUGCAUAUCACUAGCUCUCAAAGACAAGACAGUGAUUCUCGUUACACAUCAGUUACAGUACCUCAGUAACGUCGAUCACGUUAUAAUGAUGCAGAAUGGAACAAUAGAAGCUGAAGGAACCUAUCAAGAAUUACAGAGUAGCUCAGGGAAGAAUUAUCUCAGUCUCCUGAGUUCUGUCAAAGAAGAGGAAGAAAAAGAAGAUAACUUGACCAUUUCUGUAUCGACACUCCACAAACGCCAAAGCUCUGUCCAGAGUGUGGCUUCCUCGUUAGACGAUCGGUACGAGGAGGAUCCGCAAGAAGUAGAAGAAAUGAGAACAACAGGUCAAGUUUCUGGGCAGGUCUACACAAAGUAUUUUAGAGCUGGUGGCCAUCUUUGCUUUGUAUUUUUCCUCCUCUUCAUGUGUGUUCUCACGCAAAUACUUGCCAGUGGCUCUGAUUACUGGAUUACGUACUGGGUUAAUCUAGAAGAACAUGAGUGGGCCCCAACGCUGAAUAAGACAUCGCAUUUGAGUGCCCCUCACAAUGACACGGUAAACCUUCCUUCUUUGGACUUAGAAGGAAACCCCCUAUCGCAGAAUGGUACACAGGCUGAUAACUCUCAUAUGACGCACAAUUUCUUCGGGUUUCCACUUGAUCGCCAGUGGUGUAUCUACAUUUUCAGCGCGAUUACUGCAGCCAUGGUUAUCGCAACACUUGUCCGGUCAGCUUCCUUUGUCCAACUCUGCACCAACGCCUCGAUGAAUUUACACAACAAUAUGUUCUCUGCCAUCGUCCGCUCAACAAUGUACUUUUUCAACUCCAAUCCUUCAGGACGUAUUUUAAAUAGAUUUUCAAAAGACAUGGGAUCAAUUGAUGAACUCUUACCUCUCGCUUUAAUAGAUUGUAUCCAGAUUGGUCUCACCCUAGUUGGAAUAAUCAUUGUUGUCGCAACUGUCAAUCCUCUGCUUUUGAUACCAACCACUGUGAUAGGAAUCAUAUUUUAUUUGCUCCGAAUAUUUUACAUCUCAACUUCACGCUCUGUUAAGAGGCUUGAGGGAAUAACUCGAAGUCCUGUUUUUUCGCAUUUGAACGCUUCACUACAAGGUUUAACCACCAUUCGUGCCUUCGGUGCUCAAAGUAUUUUAGAACAGGAGUUUGAUAAUCAUCAGGAUCUCCAUUCCUCUGCAUGGUACUUAUUCAUAGCGUCCAGUCGUGCCUUCGGAUUUUGGUUGGAUGUCGUAUGCUUGUUCUACAUUGCAAUAGUCACAUUCAGCUUCCUUGUUUUAGGAAAUGAAAAUUACGGAGGUAAUGUAGGUCUUGCAAUAACGCAGUCGAUUGGUCUGACAGGGAUGUUCCAGUGGGGCAUGCGCCAAUCAGCGGAGUUAGAAAACCAAAUGACCUCUGUGGAGCGAGUUCUAGAGUACUCCAACUUACCUCAAGAGCCAGCCCUCGAGUCACCUCCAAAUUCAGACAAGAAACCGCCUCCAGACUGGCCACAAAGAGGUCGUGUCAUUUUCAGGAAAAUGUUUUUGAGAUACGUUGCUCACGAACCACCAGUAUUGAAAAAUCUCAACUUUACCAUCGAACCCAAGGAAAAGGUUGGUAUUGUUGGUCGCACCGGUGCCGGAAAGUCAUCUUUGAUCUCAGCGCUCUUUAGACUGGCUUAUAAUGAAGGCCAAAUCAUAAUUGAUGAUAUAGAUGUCGGUGAAAUUGGCAUUCACGAGCUUCGGUCUAAAAUUUCUAUUAUUCCACAAGAACCAGUGAUCUUCUCUGGGACUCUUAGACGUAACUUGGAUCCGUUUGACGAAUAUCCUGAUGCCAAAAUUUGGAAUGCUCUUGAUGAGGUGGAGUUAAAAGACUUUGUAUCGGACUUGGCUGGUGGUCUCAACACGAAAAUGUCUGAAGGAGGUACAAAUUUCAGUGUUGGGCAACGGCAGCUCGUUUGUCUAGCUCGAGCAAUAGUUAGGAAUAACAAAAUAUUAGUCAUGGAUGAAGCUACAGCAAACGUUGACCCUCAAACGGAUGUUUUGAUCCAGUCGACGAUUCGAAACAAGUUCAAAGAUUGCACUGUCCUGACGAUUGCUCAUAGACUGCACACAGUGAUGGACUCAAGCAAAGUAUUAGUGAUGGAUGGUGGAACAAUGGUUGAAUUUGAUCACCCAUGGCUCCUCCUUCAGAACAAAGAAAGCUUCUUCUACAAAAUGGUGGAAAAAACAGGCAAAAACUCAUCACAAAUGCUUAUGUCUAUCGCUGCAAAGAACUAUGAAAACCUCCGAUCUCAUAAUAUCGAAAAGGACUUGCAGAGUUUAUCCUACAUCGAUGAAAGUACGGAGCUCGGGAACAGACAGUUCUCAGACGAAUCGUCAACCUCGGAUUUGAGGAACCAUCAAAAAUAGAAUUAGGUGCUACCUUAAGAACAAACCGAAUUGUGCUAAACUUGUGUCUUCGUUUUUAGGCUGUGAGACCUCUGAGCCUUUUUUUUCUUCUUUUUUUUGCCUCAUUCCUACCGUUUUCAUUUGCUCAGAGUCUUCCCCUUGUUGCUGAAGCUGAAAAUAAGACGUGAGUAUUAUUAACAACCUUAAAUUUUAGUGUACUUAAGUCCAACUUAAUUUUUUUCAUGUACCGUAACUACGGAACCUAUGGUGUCUAUAGUCUUUAAGCCGAAUACACCUUCUAGGGAAUUGAGAAUUGCCUUCUUCAGUCAUGAUAUUUUUUUAAAAUUUGUAUUUAUAGUAUGAAGUUUUUUACAAUUUUCUCUUUGUGAAAGUUCUUUACACUGUUAUGUCAUCAGUCUCUGUUUUAUAAGAUUCUACCAGAAGAUGUUUCUGAUAAGCGGUGUGCAGAGUCUUCUCUCAUUUUCAUCAUUGUUAUACCCAUUUUAUUUCAUUUUACCUCCUCUGCUUUUUUUACGCAACUUAAUUUGAUUUUUUAAAUGGUGGAGUAAUCCGCUGCGUUCAGGAUCUUCAAAGAAUGGUACAAAUGAAACCCAAUUAUUGUUUCUCACACGAGGUUGCUAAUUAAUUAGAUACUUAAUAACUUAUGACUUAAGUUGGCGGUCUGUGGUAUUACGAUAGAAUAUUCAGUGUUCUUGAACACUUUACUCAUUGUUUGUUUCAUCUUCAAGAUCUAACGUGAAAAGAAUGAUAUUCAAACCUACCUCCUCCCUCAGCUUAAGAUCUCAAAUUCCCCCUUGAUUAAGUAGAAAAAUUUCAGAUUAAAUGUCACCCUUGAUUCAAAGUUUUAAGGUCCCUUGUUCUUUUUCAGGGUUGCCACUGUCAUGUAAUUUCAGGAAGUCAAGAAAAAUCUAGAAAUAUCAGGGGAAAAUUGUUAAACGCCUUUACAAGGUUGCCGCAGUCAGAGAAAAGGGGGAAAUUUAAAGGAAUUUUUAAAAGUUAGAGAAAAUGACGAAAUGUCAGGGAAAAUUUUUUAAGUCACCUUUAAUUGCUUUCUAGAAUAGGUUUGACGUUUUAAACAGCAAAGUCCGCCUGAAAACUAUCUCAAUUUAUGUCUUUUCAACCAUCUGGCAUAUGUAUCUUCGAUUGUCAGAGCAGGGAAAUGUAAGAUAAUUUUGUACUCUAAAUUCCGUGGCAACCCUGUUAUUUUCUGAUCCAUCCAGCAAAUAGAAAGUCUAACUUCUGUUUUUGUCAAUUGUAAAUAUUCAAGUAAAAUUUCACUCACUUGAAAGAUCCAUUGUUGAGUGACCAAUUUUAAAUUCAGCAUUUAGUCUAAUCUGUCGAUUGUCGUACCUCAGUCAAAAGGUUAUUAAAGGAACUUGAUGGAUGAAUCAUGUUCUUAGGUAAAAUUUUCUUAAUUAAAAGGAGGGUAGAUUUUUCUGCCCAAAAAGUUACUGAGUAAAGAGAAAAAUUACUGAUGUGGUCUCGUUCUCCAAAAAAAUUUAUUAUACAUUUAAGGAUUAAAAUAACCUUAAAAUUUUAAUUAUUUAUUUUUUCCGGCCAAAAUAUUGGUACUCUUUGAAUUUGUAACCAACGUCAAAUUCCAAUCAAUCUCCAAUCUUUUCCUUAUGUUUAAGAAAUUGAGUGUUUAUGACAAGAUUGCAGACAGGAAAUAUUGAUGGCUUUGGGAUUUCUAUUUCCAUUUCUGAUCCAAAGACCAAAAAAGUAUUUUUUUUUCACUUCACUGUAUGAACUUUUUGGGCAGCAAAAUAUGUAUAUCCUCAUAACAAGAUGAAUAAAAAAUAUUACAAUGGUCAAGCAAACACUAUCAUCAUCCACCUUCAAGAUUGAAUCAUGUUUUCUUUAGUUAGGAAGAAUUAAGUUCAGGGUAUGUUUUAAUUGGUAGCAUCUCACAGAAAAAUUUGUUAAAAAAUAGGACUCGCCUAUUGAACCAAUUUCUCUGUGAUUCUGAUGAGAAGCAAGGUGGGAGCUCUUAGGGGAGUUUACACUCCAGCCUUUUUCAGAUUUUUGUCGUUUCCAUCUUCGGUUUUUAUCAAUUUGAUUUGAUUAAUUCUUUAUGUGUGUAACUAAUUUUAUAUGUAUUUUUAGAGAUACUUAAACGAGAUUUAGUUUUAUGGUCCUGAAUGUUACCAAUGUGUUGAAUAGAUUUAAUAUUGCAGUGUUUAAACUUUAAAGGAAACUGAUUCCACCUCCUCAUUGGCUACUAUGGUGAAAGUCAGGAAGCAUUCAUCUUGGUUCAUGACAUUGCAAUCGCAUCAUAAUGUUUUGAAGGGCAACUUCUUUAAAAAAAAAAAACCAUAUGUAGCAUGAUGUUUUGUGUUCUAUUGGAACAAAAUGACAUUUGAGUGGAAAUUUGUAAAUACUAUGAACGCUAUUCUUCACUCUCUGAACAAUAUUCUUGACUUUCACCAUUGAAUUCAGUUUUUUUUAUAGCACAGGUCUUGAUUUUAUUGCAAUUGGAUCCUAUUUUGUUCAAGGCUGUGAAUUAUUGCUUCUGUUUCUCAUGGAAAAUUUUUUAUCACAGCCCAAAAUCCGAUAUUGCUUCUUUUUUUGUCUCCUAAAAUGUGAAGUGAAGCUACCUGCUUACAUCAAUAGUAAAGCUACUGUCUGAAUUCUUUGAUUUUUUAACCAGAUGGUAAGCAUUUUUCACCCCUCUCUGCGAAUCAGAUGUAUCAUGUCAAAAGAAAAAGACUUUAACUGCCCUUUUAUGGUUUUUUCUGUCUUAGCCUUCAAUGCUGUUGUGUGGGGAAUAGUGCACUGCACAAAAAUGUCCCUUGAUUUGUUAUUUUGCUAACCUUGUCUACUAUCAGAAACCAGUUUUUUUUUUUUUUUAAUCAAGCUUUGUACGCAUUUAUGGAUCCUCAAUCGUGGAAAUGGAAAGCAAUUAACUAUCUGCCUUCUCUGUCUGCCCCUCUCCUCUAAAUACAACCCGGUCAACUUCUAUCACCGAGCUAUAACGUUCGAUUCUUCCUUUUGAUAUUGGGGAAGAACAUGAUUUUACUGUGAGAUAUUUUUUCAAUUUGAUAAUACGUACAGUAUUUUCAAUUUUAUUUUUAAUAAUUUUGUUUGGUUGAAGCUCUGCCAUACUCUUGAUCUUACUUGUCAUGCCCCAUAUUUUUUCAGUCUAAUCACCUAUUAUAAAUUGUUUCAAUUCCUGUCCUGUCUUGUUUCUUUAUAUUUAAUUUGCAUUAAAUUUUAAAGUGAUAAGCAACCGGCUGCCUUAUUUUAUGACCUUACAUUGUAGAAUUUCUAUUCUAAGAGUUAUCGGUAAAUUGUACUGAAUUGUAUGUAAUAUUUUCAAGAGAAAAAUACAGUUUAAAUUAUUUGUAAUUAAAUGAUCUGUUUUGAAUUCA